GUGUCACGUGACGGAUGACGUCGUCAUGGCGGCGGACGGAGCAUCUAGCAAAAAAAAGAUGGCGCCGAGUGAAAGCCAUCCGUAAGAACGAUGUUACGCGAAGCUCUGCGCUGAUCCGUAUCACCUGGCGCGCUUGAAUGCCUCUACCGAGCCGCAACUGUCGGCGAUUCCGUGCUGCACCAUCGGCCGGCGCGGUCGGUUGCCUAGUCGUCUCCGGAACCACGGAAACAGCCCAGUUGUGGUAGUAGCAGCGUCGGCGAGUAAUAAAAAUAACAAGCGCCGCUUUGUAUCCCUUUCGGCGUCUACGACAUGGCGGGUCGCGGAGCUAUCAAGUCCCAGCCGGGCUCGGCGGCCUGCUCCUACGAAGGAUUUGACAAGCUGACCAGCAGUACGUUGAAGAGGCACCCAAAGAUGGAACUAAACAAAACUGAACUUCUCAAGCUACUCAGCGUGCUCGAGGGGGAACUCCAGGCUCGAGAAAUUGUGAUCGCCGUACUGAAGGCCGAGCAGGUGAAGCAGCUCCUGUACCCGCGCAAAGCUGGCGCCAACGGGGCAGCGGGCAGCGACCCCUGGGCAGCCCUGCAGCGGGACGUGCUCAACGCCUUCGACAAGCGCUUUGACGUGACCUCGGUGCGAGCUCUACACGGCCUUCAACUGCAUCACUUGGAGCAACUCAUCGCGUUGCACCGGCGGGUACUGGCUCGCAACCGGGAGGAGCUCCGAGCUUUGGAACAGCGCUGUGCAAAGCUGUGCCGAGAGCUGGAAGAAGAGAGAGGAAAGCGGAUGCAAGACACGGCCCAGGGUGACAAUGUGACCUUUCUGCUAGAAAAAGAACGUGAGCACCUCCGCCACGAGGUGGACCUCGAGAGGCAGCAGAGCCGGAGGCUCGAGAAAGAACUCCAGCAGGCAAACGAGGCGCUCGAGAUGGAGCGUACUCGGCAGAAGCAGAUGGUGUUGCUCCUCCUGGGCGAACGGAAGCGGCUCAUUGUUCGGCUAAUCCAGGAACGGCAACGGGGGGACCAGCUUCUGCAGAGCUUAAAGGACGAAAAGGCACGCUCAUCCGAAAUGGUGGAAGGUCUGGAAGAGGAGAGUAAACGAUCGCUCCAGAUGGAGGAGGAGCUCGAGCGGCAAGCAGCAGACUUCGAGCUGGAGAGGGAACGUUUCCAGACGCAGGUGGCAGAACUGAAGGCCCAGAACGCUCAGCAGCAAGCGGAGCUGGAGCGGCUACGGCAAGAGGCCGAACGCCUGGUUCCGCCCCCAGCACCGGCGCCCCUCGGAGAGGGGGUCCGCAGUGCCACCAUCAUCACCCCCGCCAGCGCACCUGCACCCACCGUCAGAGCCGCGGUCCCCACUCCUACCCCACCCCGGGGCGUAGCUGUGGGACCAAAGGUCCCGCCCUCUUCUACCAAGGCCACACCCCCGACAGUGCCACAGGUGCCACCCAAGCCGACUCCCGACCGAACACUGGUCAAGAAGCCGGGAGUGCCGACGGCGCCCGGCACACCCGGCAUAGUGUCGGCGACCGGGACCGUUCUGAGGCCCACCCCGCCUCCUGUUCCGCCCAACAAGCCCGUGCUCCAGCGCAAGGACCUGGGACCGAAACCCCCCGUGCCGCCCCGCACGGUGCCAGACUCAACAACUCAGGGUGGCGUGCAGAGGUGAUAAAUUGCUGGGACCACGCUUCUCUUUCGCUACGUCCCUUUCUUCCCACCUGUCCGGCAGCUCAGCGCAUACAAAACACAAGUGCAGCAGAGUGAAUGCCUUCGGAAUAGUCUCGCUUGCGGGUUUGGACGCUUCUGGCGGAUGCUUUGUGGCCCCCCCCAUCCUAUCCCCCUCGCUGUUGCUGCUGUUGCCACUCCUUCCGCGCACCUGCAGUCUGGUCAUGUAGUCGUCAACGACGCAGAAGACGAGAGAAGGUAGUGGCACAGACGAGUCUAUCGUGACGAGGGUUCUGGGAGGCCCUGAUUGACGUAAACGGUGUGAAAGGGGCGUCAGUUGUGAGUGUUAGGCUUGGCUGGCAUGGUGUCCCUGACGUAAAUUGCAAAACGGUGACAAUUUUCCAGACUGAGUGGCUUCGAUGAUUCCAGGAGAGCGAUGGAUAAGCGAUAGCUGAGGUGGUAACGUAGAUUUGGAUUCCCGAAGCAGCUCUGUGCGAUGUCACAGCUUCUGGCAACAUCCUGCCUAGCCUAGGAUUGUCAUUUACAUUUUAAAAUGGCACUGUAUCCCCGUGGUUACAGCAGCACCGUAACGGAACACUUCGGACAGUUCUCAGAAGAAUAAAACGCGUUGCUGUUAGUGUCCAUUCAAAACAGAAACCUUUUAUGGCAGGCUUAUGGACUGUGUGGGCUGCAUAGAUCCUCAUUCAUGUAAUGGGUUGCAUGCUGUUUGAAAUGCAAAUGCUUUGUGCAACUGCCUUGGUGAGCUAUUAUAGUUUUGCUGUAUGUGGAGCAUGAUUUCAAUCAUAAUUUGAUGUGCAUUCUCAAGCUUCUACUUUCACGUGAAAAUUCGCAUUAAUUUUGCACGAAUCAAAUAUUGGCUCGCUGAUCGUGAAUAAGGGUAAGACGGAUCUGGGACCUUAUGAGUUCUUGGAGUAAAGUUAGCUGGAUUCGUGAAUAAACCACAGAAGCUGCGACAUCGCACUGUGGCACCUUCAAUGUAGCAGUUUGUACUUAGCAUUGAUCUGAUGUUCUCAUGUAUCUGCUUUCCCACCAAACGAACACACGGAAAACUUCAAACCACAACGCGCCUGUCAAGCUCAAUUCAGUAUUCAACGUAAGCGUCGCUUCAAAAAACACCAUUGGCUGUGGCAGCAUUUUUUCUGCUUACAUGGGUGGCAGGAGAUGCAGCACAUACUUUGAGCCAGCUGAUGCUUCUCGGGGAGUGAAAUGAGAGUUUAGCUAGCCUGUACACCGCGUAAAGUUGUCUAUACAUUUUAGGGUAUGAUUUUGCCAUGCAGCUAUUGUGUCCAGUCACUUGAAAAUUUUUUUUAACAUUGCACAGCCAGUAGUUCGCUUUGAAGAGCACUAAGAGGCACACAAUUGAAACUUGGGCAUGUUGGUAACCAUCCGUGUCAAGGAAGAAAGCUAAACAAAUUUAGAUGGCAGAUGCAUGUGGAGUAAAAUGAGGGUAUGACUGACUUUUAUGCCCUUUAAAGUUGUCUACGCCUUUCAGUGUCUAGCUUUGCCGCACAGCAGUUAUUGCCUUCAGUUGUGCAAAUUUUUUAACAUUGUUCAAGUGGUACUUUGCUUUCAGUAACAGUUAAAUAAACCAGAAUUGCGAGUCGGGCUAGUUUGUUAGCAUUCCUGUCAAGAAAACAGCAAUAUGAUAACGAUACAAGUAGACUGAACAACAGUAGUGAGUAAAUCGGGCCAAGUUGGUCGAUAUUCAUUGUACGCAAGGCAGUGAAGACCACAGGACAAGUGCUGCUGUGCUAUUUUUACAAGCGAUGAACAAGCUCUAGUCGUACUGCUUCUAUCCGCUUAAAUAAUGGCUGCACCUGCUUUAUUUUCUUUUCUGCUAAAGGCUGCUGAUGUGCUCAUAACGUUUGCGCAAGCAUUGGCCAGGCAGUGUUCAAUUAUUAAGGGAAAAAAGAAACGAAAUAUAUAAGUCCAAUGUGGUGGGAGAACUUCACGUCUUGAAGCCGGGUGGUUAACAGAAUACGUAAUUAAGAAAUCUGCAGUGUGAGUAGGAAUGGCAUGGCAUUGUAAGUGCAGACUACAAUUAUUGCAUAACGGUGCACUCGAUUAGCGAGGAAUACGUGCUACACUCUUUAUCGAGUCUCCAGAGCAGGCUGCAGCUUUUCAAACCUUUCUGUCUUUUCAAAAAUUUUUGUUGUUAUGUAGUGCCACAUAAAAAAAAAAGAUUUGUCUUCGCGCAGUAGUCACCGUUAGACAAGGAAGGCGCAUGUAGACGCUGUAACCUCUUGUGGGGUGUCUACGUACAGUUCAUAUUGAGCAUUGUCCAAACCAUUACUUACCAAUACUCCCUCGUAGACGACUCGUGCAGCGCACGUCUAGAUUCACUGCAGGCACACCUUUCGCGCUGCGUACGUCUAGAUUCAUUGGAGAGCACGAUUUUUCGAGUCGCGUGUUGUGCAUUGGUGGUUUGUCGCCACGGCCAACACCUUCAGUCAUGCAGCUGCUCUUCGACCACCACAUUUUGUAAGUGUGUUUUUUCAAAGCUCGUCUGUAGUGAGUUGCGUGAAUUUCGUGCCGCGUGCAUUUGUAAGUGUAUAGCGAGAGUAUUUCUAGAGGAAAUUAGAAAAAAAAAAAUGAACUUAGUACGUUCUGCAGCUGUCAAAGAAAGGGCUCGUUCGAGUGCACGGAGGGCCCCUCUGGACAAAUGGCAACCUGUGGCAGCUUUCGCGUGAGGAACGAAGAUUAGCUGCACGAUGUUGGAUUUUACUUCACUAAGACCUAGACGAGAGUAGGUUGAGCUUGUGUGGUGUUGUGGAGGGCAGCACUUGAAUGACGAGUCAUCAUAGUGCCGCUUUACCUUAUGCUAUUGUGCUGUAACUGUUUGUGUGUAAUAUACAUGAAGUGAGAGUGUAACACCACUGUUUGCUAGGAUACCCCGACUGUCUUGUUGAAAAGAGAGUUUGCUUUAUUGUACAUACACCAGCCUAAUGCAGUGAUGGGAGUUCUCUGUUGGAAGACGUUUGUAUUCUGAAAGUGUACCGCUGAUGUGAAUGUGCGGUCGGCGCUGGCUUUGCUAUGGCGUCACGUUAGCUCUCAGUAUGAGCGAAUUCAAAUUUUUUCUUGUGUUAUGAAAGACUUGAAGUGAGCACUCGAACAGACAAUUUCUUUUACAGGCCCUGCUUGUUUUGUUUAAACAGAUUUUUUGGUGCACUUGCAUUGCUUGACAGGUUUUAGCAGAAGAAAAAAAAAAGCGAUUUCACUUUCGAACAACCUCAACUUUGUGCAUUUUUCAGUGACACUGUAUGCUUACUAGAACAUAUCCGUGAUGCGGCAUCUACGCGUGAGCCUGCAUUUUUACUGUACAGGAUAUCACUGUGCUGGUUGUUCAGUGGUGUUUCACUGUUGAGGCCUAGUCGAAUCAAAGUGACGAACAGCACAUGGCAUUGUGAGGCUGUUGCCAUGCGAGUUUGCCAGUCAGAAGCGCCUACCAAAUGGAACAUCGCACUUUGGGGUCCCUCUAAGCACCUUCAUUCGUGCUAAUUGUGUUAUCUAACUUAUUUAACGAGGCAUCGCCUCUUUGCUGCACACCCGCCAUUUAAUGCAAUUAACUACAUUGUGUGAUUGUGCGUUCUACAGGUACUGUUGCCAGCAGAGUUAUUUAGGAACACCUAAGUGUAUUGUGUGUGCGUUUGUGCAGAAUGUAUCCUGGGUGCACGUGAAGGGCACAAGCCUGUCUUUUUAGUGUUUCUCUUUAUGCUGAGAGGUAAAAGGCCAUCGCAGUGGAAGUAACACAGGCAUGCCAUACACUUCGAGUUCACGCACCGCAUCGUCGCGCUACCUUAAUUCUUGCCAGCUUUAUAGCUAUGCACUUCGCGAGUGUCGUCGAAGCACACUAGUUGAUGGGAAUCGUUGCACCUAGUUUAAGACAGAGGUCCAGCUAAACAGACCUUGUCGUGGCUUGGAGGAAAUGUCGUCAAGCGUUCUGCAAAUGGUGCGAACGCUUGUUCCAGGCACGUUUUUCUCGCGUUUCGCGCAGCAAAAAUGCGCUUAGUGGGAGGAAAGUAUCUGCAGCUGUACCGUGUACUUAAAACAGUGCCAAAGUUUGCACUCGGCACUACUCGUCGUCCCCAAAAGCGUGAUGUCCGCUGUAGGACUUUGCACACCUCACUGCACCCGCAUUUUCCCGGAAGCUUGUGUGGCUGGAAAGUCUUCCAACUUAGACCUCUGUAGCAGGAGACAGCGCGACGAUUCUCUCGCGUCACCGGAGCCUCGGGUUCCGACGUUCGGCCGCAUCCCGUCUCCGCGUGUUGUUCCGUUUGAUCGCGAAUGAUCCCAUUACAAAAUGCGCCGCUGUGAUGAGUAUGUGAACGUUCAUUUUCGUUCGUAUCGAAUUUUUCUUGCUUAGAAACCGAGGCGUGCGGCACACGUAUCUUGUCAGAUCGAUGGCCCUAGAUCCCAAGUUCGUAGUUGGCUUUUAUCGUAAACAUGUGGCUGCUUAGUUAGAAGAACAGAUAGGCAUGACAUAAAGAACAAGCUCCUGUGUAGCUACGCAGUGCAAUGCACUAACGCACAGGAUUUCAACUAGCCCAACCAAUGGAUUGCUUAACUUUAGUGUCUUCUGUUGUCUCGCAAACAAGCACACUCAGUAGUUAACAGCUAGUACUACCGAAUGCAGUUACAUGUUUGAUAUCUGAAGUUUCAGAUGGAAGCUUUCAGAUGCCCCACAAGUUGGUUUGGGUCUGUGCAGACAUGUUGACGCAUUAUCGAUUCAUAGCGGCAGCUCAUCGUAAUGGUUGAGUGCAGCUUUUUUUUUUUUUUUUAGUUGCACAUCCAGCAGUCUCCUCAGUGAACACACUUCAAAAUGUUGCUAGUCAGCUCCUGUUGUGGGCACAAGCAUGUUUCAUGUCUUAUCGUCUUAAAUCAGUUCAGCCAUCUUAAACUAGCGCAGAGUUGUACGUUGAGAAGUCACCCGAUGUACCUUGGUUAGCUGCAGUUGAAACAAAUUCUCACAAGUCUGUUGCGCGGCAACAGCUCAGUGUGAUUAUAAAGUGGUACUGAACAGCCAUGUCAGUGAGACGAAUCAUGAAGCGCACUACGUCAAGAGCCAGCACAGUAGGCAGCUGCAAACAGAGUAGACAUAGGGCCGCUGUUAAUUGCGAGUGCUGCACAUAAUAUUUGAUGUAUUGAUUUUCGUCGUAUGCGACCCUUGACAUCCAAAUUCAGCCAUAUUUAUGUGAGCAUUCUGGCAGCGUUUAGACCAUAUCAUGCUCACAUGACCGUAGAACUAAUUUACGGUUACUUCAGGCAUCGUAACUUGGCAGAAGCUGUUAGACAUCGACGAAUUCUAGGCUAAUACAGAUUCUGAGGUUGCGUGAUUAAAAGAUGCUGUGAGUGUAUAUAAUCAGAAGAGAAUAUCAUCAUGCUACAUCAAGUGCUGAAUAGUGUAUCUGUACUAAGUUUAAAAAGAUAAAAACACUUAAUUUUUGCAGUGUCAGUGCACUUCCAAACACUGCUCGGGGGUGACAUCGGAAACGUAGAGUCGGUGGUGUCCUGAGUCACACAUAUAAGAACGUUAGACAAGUGUAUGUGCUUUUCAUUUUGCCACUGAUGUGUGAGCUUUGUGGGCAUUUGCCAUGUGGAAAUAAAUGCCUGAAUUAUUUACUACCACACAUUGCAUCACCUGCACUUAAGCGACGUGUGUAAUAAUUGAAAACUCAACGGUCAAAGUUCUUUUUCGUGUUCUUGUCUGAUGGCCCAGGGCCACUUUCCCAGUGCUUUGUGAAUAUGCAUUUGCAAAUGUGUUUUUGUUUUUCUUUCUACGAGUCAUUUGCGGGCUUUGUAAAACGAAACGUGAUUUGCUUGUCAUUACAAGAAAAGGCAGCUCUGAAGCGUCUUCUUGUACAGAGCUUUUUAAACAAACGUAAAGAGUGUGUGUUGCUGAUGAUUGUACACUGCAUCACUAUUUUUGUUUUGGAAGUUGCUUUUGUUUUGCUAGUUUUAACGCGCUCAAUUGGCGCGCGCUGGCCGCCAUUUCCGAAGUCUGCUGAAGAUGGACCUGUGCCAUAUCACCGAGCGCCACGCUCUCAAGAGUCCGUUAUUGCAUUUCUUUUGGUUUGCAAGUUGAAGAUAGCAAUAAAAAAAAUGAUGUAAAAUA
Messenger RNA from Rhipicephalus sanguineus (brown dog tick), 7791 nucleotides. RefSeq names its product CTTNBP2 N-terminal-like protein. The transcript has 9 exons. The record is from RefSeq and is a predicted model, not a curated record. NCBI's taxonomy places the organism in Eukaryota, Metazoa, Arthropoda, Arachnida, Ixodida, Ixodidae. Bases 310 to 1662 code for a protein of 450 amino acids.